This is a messenger RNA of Sphenostylis stenocarpa, 258 nucleotides long. NCBI's taxonomy places the organism in Eukaryota, Viridiplantae, Streptophyta, Magnoliopsida, Fabales, Fabaceae. The record is from the annotation of a GenBank genome assembly.
AUGGGUCGCAAGAGGGAGAAGCCAGCAUGGGGGAGUUGGAUGCAGGGGAACCGAAUGUUAGUGGUGAAUGGGGAGGAUGAAGUGGAAGUUUGGCGAAACGGUGGUCGUUUGGUUAGAGAUGAUGAGAGGGGUCGUGAAGAUAAGGAAGUUGGAUUGGACAAGAAAGGUGAGAUGAAUGAUCUUGUUAUAAUGAAUAAGGUGGUUAAGAUGAAUGAGUGUGUUGGAAUGAAUGAGGAGGCUAAGGACAAUGAACAGUGA